Molecule: messenger RNA, 1688 nt
Organism: Salvia miltiorrhiza (redroot sage)
Lineage: Eukaryota; Viridiplantae; Streptophyta; Magnoliopsida; Lamiales; Lamiaceae
Exons: 3
Coding region: 74-1489 (471 amino acids)
Source: RefSeq, a predicted model, not a curated record
UAUCCAACAACAUAAACUACCUUCCCUCCCACAGUUCUCCUCCUCCUCCUCCGCUAGUCCCUUAAAUCUGAAGAUGACCUGCACCGCCCCUGACCACCACCAGAUGAUCUCCGCCCGGACCCUCGGCAACCUCGAGCAAAGCUGGUGCCGCGCGGUUGCGUGCGGCACCGGCACCACCGUGCUCGCCCUCCAAAUGGACAAACCCCACUCCAAACUCCCCCUCCUCCACCAAGUACUCAAAAAGCUCCUCCACUCCCACCCCCUCCUCCGCUCAAAGCUCCACUACAACCCCACCACAAGGGACUUCUCCUUCCUCACCCCCGCCGCCGCGCCCCCGCCCUCCGUCGAGCACCACGAUAUCCCGGCCACCGCGCACCUCCUCCGCCGGCUGUCGACCAAGCAGACCUCCGACCUCCCCCCCUGCCACCUCAUCAUGGAGCACGAGCUCAACGACAGCCUCUGGCGCAGCCCCAGCAGCUUCCCAUGCAGCGGCGCCGACGUCAUCCACGCCGCCUUGUACGCCCUCUCCGAGAGCCGGUCCAUCGUGGUGCUCCGCCUCCACGCCGCCGCGUGCGACAGGACGACCGCGGAGUCGGUGCUGCGCGAGCUGAUGGAGCUGGUCGGGGAGGCGGAGGGAGGCAGGAAGGUAGCCGGAAUCGAGAACGAGGGCGAGGGCGGGGCGGGGAUCGAGGCGCUGGUGCCACGUGGGACGGGGAAGAAGACAAUGUGGGCCCAUGGCGUGGACAUGUUGGGAUAUUCGUUGAGCUCCUUAAGGCUCACGAAUUUGAAGUUCAAGAAUACGAAAGCGGCCAGGUAUUCCGAGGUUGUACGGCUUAAAAUGGACACGCAUCAAACUGCUGCCAUUCUUGCUGGCUGCAAAUCUAGAAGAAUUAAACUGUGCGGGGCACUAGCGGCUGCUGGGCUAAUCGCCGCCCAUUCAAUGCGACUUGAAUCCGACAAGGUGAAGAAGAAAUACGGAGUCGUAACUCUCAUUGACACCCGCUCCCUUCUUGACCCAUCUCUUUCCAUUCAUCAUUUCGGAUACUACCAGCUACCAAUCCUGAACACACACACCAUAAACGGCGGCGAAGAAUUGUGGGACUUAGCCGUGAGGAGCUACUCGGAAUUCGCACGUGACAAGAAAUGCAACACGCAUUUCUCGGACAUGGCGGAUCUGAACUUCCUGAUGAGGAAGGCGAUGGAGAAUCCGAGCGUGACGGCGUCGGCGUCGCUCCGAACGUCGUUGAUAUCGGUGUUCGAGGAUCCGGUGAUCGACAACACGAGGGAGAUGAAGCGGGAGAUCGGCGUGGAGGACUACAUCGGCUGCUCCUCGGUGCACGGCGUGGGCCCCUCCGUCGCCAUCUUCGACACCAUCCGCAACGGCGAGCUGGACUGCGCCUGCGUGUAUCCGGCGCCGCUGCACUCCAGGGACCAGAUCAUGCAGCUCGUCGCUCACAUCAAGAAGAUUCUUCUUGAUGCCACUUUUUGAGAUUAAUUAAUUAAUUAUUCCUACAUAAAAAUAUAUAUAGUUGUUUUACUACUAUGUUCAAUUUUUGUUGAGGAUGUUUUGUAUUUGAAUCUGGGCAUACUUGUACCAGUCAUGCCUCUUCUAGAAAUAUCUAAGUGUCUUUUUAUUUUUCAUGAAAAAUUAUGAAGCAUUUAAAUCAGACUGUAUCAAGAAAUUUUUG